AGAGGUGGAGCACAAUUAGCUGAUCCUCUGCAGGUGAAAAUCAUCUGCACAGAGGUGGGUGAAAACACUGCAGAGUGAGCUGAACACUGGCACUAACAUCCAGUGAGCUGCAGACAGAGAGUGAGGUCUGGCACAGCCAAGUAAAUAUGGCCGCCUUUAAAAGCUUCUUGGAUAAUGUCGUCCGUCGUAAAACCCCCACAAAUGACGGCAGCACAGGGCCAGUUAAGGGGAAACCCGUGUUUUAUGGAACAGUCCCUCCAUAUCCGAACUUCAACGCCAGCAAUGAUGCUGCAGUUCUUAAGAGCGCCAUUGAAAGUAAAGGAGUGGAUGAGGAUGUGAUCAAUGCAGUCCUGGUGAAGAGAAACAACGAGCAGAGGCAAAAAAUUAAAGCUGUUUAUGAAGCAAACGCUGGGAAGAAGCUGGAAGUUGCUCUGAAGAAAGCUCUCAAGUCAGAUCAUGAGGACAUCUGUCUGGCUCUGCUCAUGCCACCGGCUUAUUAUGAUGCCUUCCUAUUCAGGAAAGCCACAAAGGGUGUAGGAACAAAAGAGGACGUCCUGGUAGAGAUUCUGGCAACCAGAACAAACCAAGAGAUUUGUGAGAUCAAGAAGGUUUUCAAAGAAGAGUACAAAGAAGAGUUAGAGGAUGUUAUUAAGAAUGAGACCAGUGGUGACUUCAACAAGGCCCUUCUUGCCAUGUUACAAGCAAACAAAGAUGAGAGCAAUGUAGUCGACAUGGCCCAAGCUAAAAAAGACGCAGAGGCCCUGUUUGAGGCAGGAGAGAACACAAAAGGAACCAACGUGUCCACCUUCAUCGAUAUCCUGACCACGCGGAGCGGGCCACAGCUCGCACAGACAUUCCAGCAAUACACCUCUGUCAGUGACAACACAUUCCCUAAAGCCCUGGAAAAGGAGAUGAAACAUGACAUUAAACACUGUUUAAUGGACAUUGUGAAAUGUGCCUGGAACACACCAGCUUUCUUUGCUGAGAAGCUCCAUCUGGCUAUAAAGGGCCUCGGCACAAAUGAGGCAACGCUGACCAGAGUGCUCGUGAGCCGCUCUGAGGUUGACCUGAAGAAGAUUGUGGAGGAAUACAGGGCCAUGUAUGGCACUAGUCUACAGGAGCACAUAGUGAAAGAUACCAGUGCAUAUUAUCAGAAGAUCCUGAUUGGACUGUGUGGAGCCGGUUGAAAAAACUCAGAAAUGUAGUCAUAAGCUCAUGAGAAAAGGUGGAGGAGUCAAAUAUUUUCUCUGCAAUCUUUUGAAGACUAUAAUCUCACCAAAGUGCUCAUCCUGUGAUAUGUUUAUAACAGUUUGGAAUAAGGUCAUGGAUUGCAAAUUGUGGAAAAAAGUGAUUUAAAAUAACCAGUGAGAAAUAAAAAUCUUUAAAUGACUGCCACA
Molecule: messenger RNA, 1397 nt
Organism: Monopterus albus (swamp eel)
Lineage: Eukaryota; Metazoa; Chordata; Actinopteri; Synbranchiformes; Synbranchidae
Product: annexin A1-like
Exons: 12
Coding region: 147-1187 (346 amino acids)
Biological process (GO): phagocytosis; signal transduction; cellular response to glucocorticoid stimulus
Cellular component (GO): vesicle membrane; cytoplasm; plasma membrane
Molecular function (GO): calcium-dependent phospholipid binding; calcium ion binding; phosphatidylserine binding
Source: RefSeq, a predicted model, not a curated record